Molecule: messenger RNA, 558 nt
Organism: Candida tropicalis MYA-3404
Lineage: Eukaryota; Fungi; Ascomycota; Pichiomycetes; Serinales; Debaryomycetaceae
Exons: 1
Coding region: 1-558 (185 amino acids)
Source: RefSeq, a predicted model, not a curated record
AUGUCAUCAUCAUUUUCUUCAGAUGCUUCACAAUAUCAAGCGGAAAAUACAGUGAAUAAAUUGUUUUCAAAUAUACUACAUACAAAUAUUUCAACUACUAAAUCAACCACUAAUGCCAACCAAUUAUUUGCACAACAUGGAAGUAGUGUCAAGAAGAAUAAAAAGAAUGAAGCUAAAAGAAUCAAAAAGAAUGAAGAACGAACUAAAGCAUUUAAUAAAUUUGUGAAAUAUAAUUAUAUUAAAAAUAAAGAAAAUAAGAAUGAAAGUGAUAAGAAAUAUUUAUCAAAAUUAGUUCGUAAAAAUGUUAAUAAAUUAAAUUCAUCAUCUAAAAUUGAUGAUUUUGAAAUUAAUGAAGAAUUUAAUAUUGUUAGUUCAGAAUUAUUAGAUCAAAUUAAACCUAAAAAUGGUAAAAGAUUAAGAAAGAAAUUAUUUAGAGUUAAUGAAAAUGAUGAAAGAGCUAAAGAAUUUAAUGAAAAAUUACAAAAAGGUGUCAUUUCUUAUCCUGGUUUAACACCUGGUUUGGCUCCUGUUGAUUAUAAUGAAAGUGAUUCCGAAUAG